AUGUCUCAAAACUGGCUUCUCUGGAAGAGGUCCCUGAUUACGGGCGGCGGGAUUAUUGGAAGCGGUGUGCUGCUCUACAUAUUUACGACGCCCACCGAGGAACAGCUCAUCGCAAAGCUGUCCCCAGAGCUGAGGGCAGACUAUGAACGUAACAAGGAACUGCGGAGGAAGGAACAGGAGAUGCUGAUGGAGAUUGUGAAACAGACGGCGGCGUCGAACGACCCCGUGUGGAAGACAGGGCCGAUCGCAUCGCCAUGGGACCGGGACUUCACGCCAUCAAGAGAGAGUCUCUUGGUGAAGAGAGAGCGAUUUGAGAAAGAGCAGGCCGAAAAAAAACAGCGCGAGGAACUCGAGCGUUUGAAAGCCGAGGCCAGGCUUGUGCAGGCCGACGAGAGCAAAAGCAGCGGGUGGAAGUUUUGGAAGAAAGAUUAG
Messenger RNA from Ogataea haglerorum, 432 nucleotides. RefSeq lists its product as uncharacterized. The record is from RefSeq and is a predicted model, not a curated record. The coding region runs from base 1 to 432 and encodes 143 amino acids. Lineage: Eukaryota; Fungi; Ascomycota; Pichiomycetes; Pichiales; Pichiaceae. Gene Ontology annotation, cellular component: mitochondrial membrane. The transcript has a single exon. Gene Ontology annotation, biological process: mitochondrial respiratory chain complex III assembly.